Messenger RNA from Acanthaster planci (crown-of-thorns starfish), 2052 nucleotides. RefSeq lists its product as uncharacterized. NCBI's taxonomy places the organism in Eukaryota, Metazoa, Echinodermata, Asteroidea, Valvatida, Acanthasteridae. The record is from RefSeq and is a predicted model, not a curated record.
CAAGGAAAAGCAAGUAUAUUUUAUUGCUAAAAAUGGAAUAAUACUGAACAUCAUGUGGUUCAUCUCAACCAUGCCGUACCGCCGCAGAACUUGUUCAAUAACACAAUAAUUGAGGGUGGAAAUUUUCCACAGUCUGCCGUCUAGUAUAGAAGUACUCUAGCAUUGUAAAGCAGUGUUUUUCCAGGGCCAGCACUCGACAAAACAACCAGUAGCAAUAUCGUAAGGCCAUACUCGUCGUGUAAUUAAUGACUAAGCAGCGGCUUUAACUUUACCUGUUUGGAUGGCCAGAACACCUGUAUGCUAAACGAGCCCCAUUUCUUAGAUUCAGCUGUUGGGUCAAGCAGUCAAGUAACCACAUUAACUGGGAUAAAACAUCUCAUUCAGAAUUUGAAGACGAACCCUUUUUGUACCGGACAAGAAAUUUAUAAAGACCCUUGAGUAACUUGAGUAACAAUGUAGGCCUAUCGAAAGGAUAAACACCCUUAAAAUGCUUCAAGAAAACGACAUCUACGGUCCAGACUACGCCGUAACGGAUCUCCGGACAGGCCAGCUAAACAGCAACGAGCGGGCUCGAUUGCAGAUUGUGCUCCGGAAUAUCGAGAGGGCUUACCGGUUGACCGAGCAGCGCGUGGACCGCUACAAGCAGCAGCUUCGUAGAGACUUGAUCGACCUAGAGGCCCAUAAGGCCGCCAUGCGUUCCCACGCUUUGGGCUACUGCCGAUUAGGGCAGCUUGAUCAUGACGGCCAACGAGAGAUGUUGAAGGUGUUCUCACAGCGCGGUCGAUACAACUAUUCCCUGAAGAGCGAGGUGAAUUUCCACCGGGAAUGCAUGAGCUCCUACAACGCGCGGCUGGAGCAUGCCAAGAAGUUACUGGCGGCUUCCCGGAAGCAGUGUUUGCGGGCCAUAGCCAAGGGAGACCGGGUCUUGUCUUUUGGCCGAGACGGGGAAGCAGACUGGGACACGAACGGACAAGCCCCAGACGGUUUUCGUCGCUCAGAGACACCGCCGGGUCUUAUAGUCCCGCGAAUGUGAUGGAAAUGCACAGAACUACUUCCAUAUAGGUGCUAAGAAGUGAUAAAAACAAGCUGUAAAACAGGUGAUAAUGUUUUAACGCAUUUUUAAACGCCUUCCUGAUAACAUUUCAUGAAUGUGUUAUGGUGUUAAUAAUCCAAAGUUAAAUAUGUUGUGGUGUUUAUUCUUUAACGUGUAAAUGUGUAAAUACAUUAAGACACAAUCACACAUUUUGGUGUUAAUAAAAAAACAAAAACUUGUUUAUCAGUAUGGUAGCACUUCCUGAACCCCCAAACAUGUUUAUUUCCCAAAAGACGUUUAAUUUUUAAAUGGUUAUAGGUUUGCAAUGAACGCAAAGAUAAGCGUUGGUUUUACAGUGUGCUGAAUUGCACUAGGGCGCAUCAGUGGUUGGGGGUAACGAAGGCUUCCUCUCCCAAAAAAGAGCAAAAAAGGCAUUUUUGAUCUCUUUCAUUUUCAUUCCUUCCGAAAGAGUUUAAAAGCCUCAAGAUGUAGCCCCAGUCAUCAGAAGGCCACAGAAUGUCACAUAAAAAGGGCACCCCAUACGGUUCUGGGUUUGGUUCAUGUAAUAGCAAAGAUGGCAUUCCUUCCUUUCUUGUCGUAACAAGACUUGCUGCAAGGGGGGGGGGCACUCCGGACUAUUAUGUUUUAGAGCUUUUCAUAGAGCUGCUACGGAGUAUCGCAGCUGUUAGGACCAAAAUUGUUAAAAGAAUCCUUUGAAACUGUUCAUCUGUUCUGAUCCAAUGGAGAGAUUGCACAAAUCUGUCACACGAGGGCGCCAAAUAGAAUUUCAACGAACACUGUCCUGAGAUAAGCCUUGUCUUAUUCCGGUAAGUUGUGUAGAAACUAUUGGCAUCCUUUAUCGGCACAAAAGCCAUUCAACCACGAGUGUUUUUUUUGUGUUAUUAAUAUGUUCUUGAAAACUCAGAAUAUUGUAAAAUUUCAAAACAUUACUGUGUAAUAAAAAGUACUCUCGCUUUUUUCCACUGAGGGCAGUAUUCAUCCUUGACCACCUUUGCAUC